UUGAAUGCAUAUAACUAAAUAAGUCAAGAGGCAUCUUUAUUGAUCAUUAAAUUUAAUCAAAAGAUUUAUUAAAUGAUUUAUUUAACUUUUUACAAAUAAGACAUUGUUUCCGUUUAUACAAAUUUCUUCCACAAAUACGUUACACUUCAUUAAUUGUCUGCUUAUAACAUCGCCAAAAAAAAAAAAAAAAGUUCAUGCAAUAUCCUCCACUUAAAACAUAAACCACUACUUUUUUGAGGCCUAAUUCGUCGUAGUUUUAGGUAGUAUCAAUUUUGAGAUAUCAGCUUGUGACCAUUAUUAAAUUUGUUAUUAUUUGUGGAUAUUUUAUAAGUUAAACUCAAGUCUAUAUGUGAAUGCAUAGACGUCUAUGUAAAAUAAAAACUCAAAAUCAUUAGAGACAAGGGACGCGAGAACCAAUCCGAGGUUGAACCCAGCUGCUUUUCUAGAAAAGAAGCUGCCUCCUCCAGCAAGAUAGGGCGACGCCAAAAAGCCGCAUAGCGCACGUGUAGUAGUCAAAGGAUUCACCCCAAUUAGAAAGACUGGAAGUGACUAGUGCCUAAUCAUAAAUAAGAAGAAGGGGCCGGGUUCACUGGAUAAAGUAUAUACUAAAACAGGGCAAGUCUUCAAUAGAUCAGAGAGAUGUUUGACAUCGAGGGGUGUUCGAGAGUUCAUCUUAUGAUUUCACUCUCUUCUUUUCAACAGCUAAUGCAAGAGCAGCUGGCGUCCACUUUCGCGGCAAGUGAUCUUUGAGUCAAAAUUUUUGUUCACCUUUUUCGACUAUCGUAUACCGCUCUGUGAAUGGUUUUGCUGUGAUGCAGAGACAAUUGAUUACAUGGGUUCAAUGAAUCGUGGUCUCUUUCGCCGAUUUCGCUCUCUAUCUACACUCUCUGUACAAUUUCAAGAGACCCAACGAACCAAUCUUAUCCAAUGCAACAAGAGGAUUCAAGAGUUCGCCAAAAUUGGCCGCAUUGACGACGCCCGACAACUGUUCGAUGAAAUGAUUCAAAGAGACUCCGUCACUUGGAACUCUAUGAUUACUGGGUAUUCUCAAAAUGGUCGAGUGGGCGAUGCUCGAGUGCUAUUUGACGCUUUUGCAGGAAAAAAUGUGAGGACUUGGACUACAAUGUUAACCGGGUAUGCGAAACACGGACGAAUUGUGGAGGCUCGUGAUGUGUUUGAGUCAAUGCCGGAACGAAAUAUUGUUUCUUGGAACGCUAUGAUCAGUGGGUAUGUUCAAAAUGGUGACUUGCGGACUGCCCGGCAGUUGUUUGAUGAGAUGCUGGAGAGAAAUGUUUCAUCUUGGAAUUCGAUGAUUACCGGGUAUUGUCAUUGUUGUAGGAUAGGUGAAGCUCGGGAGCUUUUUGAUCAGAUGGUAGAGAGAAAUUCUGUGUCUUGGAUGGCUAUGAUAUCUGGGUAUGUUCAGGUUAACUAUUAUCGAGACGCAUGGGAAUUGUUUGUGAAAAUGCAUAGAAGUAAGGUGAGACCAGACCAGUCGAUCUUUGUUGUUACCUUAUCGGCCAUUAUGGGUUUGGAUGAUUUGAAACUGAUUGAUAGUUUAAGAACAAUUGCGAUUAAGACGAACUACGAAGGUGAUGUGGUUGUGGGCGCGGCAAUAUUGAAUGCUUAUACCAGAAAUGGGUGUUUGGAUUUUGCAAGGCAGUAUUUCGAUGCAAUGCCAGAACGGAACGAGUACUCUUGGACCACUAUGAUUUCGGCCUUUUCACAAUGUGGGAAAUUGGAUGAUGCAAUUGCAGUGUAUAAGUGUGUUCCUGAACAGAGUGUCAGUACACGGACAGCAAUGAUGAGUGCCUAUGCUCAGAAUGGAAGCAUUAGAGAAGCUAGGCAUGUAUUCAAUGAGAUUCCGAACCCAAAUGUUAUUACGUGGAAUGCCAUGGUUGCUGGAUAUGCUCAAAAUGGAAUGGUUGAGGAAGCAAAAGAUUUAUUUUUGCAAAUGCCUGUAAGGAAUUCUGCUUCUUGGGCUGCCAUGAUUGCAGGGUUUGUGCAAAAUGGACGAAGCAAAGAAGCUUUGGAACUGUUAGCAGAGCUUCAUAGAUCAGGAUGUGUUCCUAGUCAUUCUAGCUUCACAAGUGCUCUCUUUGCAAGUGCUAGCAUUGGAGCUAUUGAGAUUGGUAGACAAAUACACUCUCUCUCUAUUAAAGCAGGGUGCCAAUUUAAUUCAUAUGUUGGAAACGCAUUGAUAUCCAUGUAUGCUAAAUGCAAGAACAUAGAAGAUGUUUCUCAGGUGUUUGGUACGAUAGGAGUGAGAGAUUCAGUAUCUUGGAACUCGUUCAUCACUGGGUUUUCCGAGAAUCACAUGUUAGAUGAGGCCCGCAGCACCUUUGAAAGUAUGCCUAAACGUGAUCCUGUGUCGUGGACUGCCAUUAUAUCAGCUUAUGUCCAUGCAGGACAGAGAGAAGCCGCCUUGCAAUUGUUCCUUGACAUGUUAUCCUGUGGAAUGAGACCAAAUGAAUUAACAUUUACUAUUAUUCUGAGUGCUUGUGCAAGUCUAGGUGCAAACAAGCUUGGGGAACAGAUACAUGCUUCUGUUUAUAAAUUUGGAUUUGACUUGUGUGUCUCUGUUGGUAAUGCGCUGGUAACAAUGUACUUCAAAUUUGGGUAUGAAGAUGGCUUUUCAAUUUUUGAGGAGAUGGCUGAACGGGAUAAAGUCACAUGGAAUGCAGUUUUAGCUGGUUGUGCACAAAAUGGGUUAGGUGAUGAAGCUGUCAAGAUUUUUGAAAAAAUGAAGGCUGAGGGUCUAGUUCCUGAUCAUAUUAGUUUUCUUGGGCUUCUAUGUGCUUGUAGCCAUUCAGGAUUGGUGCAUGAAGGAUGGGGCUAUUUCAAUUCCAUGACCCACGAUUAUGGGAUUAUGCCGUUAAUUCAGCACUAUACUUGUAUGGUUGAUCUUCUCGGGCGGGCUGGGCGCCUUUCCGAAGCAGUCUCUCUUAUCGAGAACAUGCCUGUAGAGCCAGAUUUUGUGAUCUGGGAAGCUCUUCUUGCUGCUUGUAGAAUCCAUCAUAAUAUGAAACUUGGGCAGAGAGUUGCAGAAAGGCUUUUUCAAAUGGGUUCGCAGAAAUCUGGGCCUUAUGUUUUAUUAUCAAAUAUAUAUGCUUCUCGAGGCAUGUGGGACAAAGUAGGUGAAAUACGGAAACUGAUGUUAGAUCGACAAGUGACUAAAGAACCAGGAAUUAGCUGGAUACAGAUCAAGAGUAAACUGCACUAUUUUCUCACGGAGGAUAAGAAUCAUGAUCAGGUUGAGGAGAUUUAUUCAGAAUUAAAGAAGUUCUAUGGAUGGUUUAAAGAAAGAGGUUAUAUGCCAGACACAAACUUUGUUUUCUUUGAUGUGGAGGAAGAGCAAAAGGAGAAUGAGAUACUCUACCACAGUGAGAAGCUUGCUGUUGUUUUUGGGACCCUGAGCACACCAAAUGGAUCACCAAUCCGGAUUAUGAAGAACCUUCGGAUUUGUGGUGACUGUCACACAUUCAUGAAAUUCAUGUCCAAGGUUACACAGCGUAAGAUUAUUAUUCGUGAUGGGCAUAGAUUCCACCAUUUUCGAGAUGGUUCAUGUUCUUGUAGAGACUACUGGUGAAAUACCUAUUGGUUAGCUUGAAGAGAUGAGCGGGAACCUUCCAUUUUAACUGAAUGGAUCAGGAAACUAUGUUUCCAAAUUAAAAAGGCAAGAGCAUGUUUCCAAGGCCAACUUGGGCUGCCCUUUUGAAUUGGAUAUUGAUGGUCAUGCUUUCAGUGUUCUUGAUUGAUGAGACCAGCAACAGUUGCAGACCUUACGCAGCAUGCCUCUAACUCUGAUAGUGACAGGAAAAGAUAAAAUGUAGCAGAUCUAGACAUUUGGAGGAAAGUUUUUCUUAUUCCAAAAUUGAAUAUUCUAUAUAUCAGGUAAUGGUCAGAAGAGGCCGCAAUUCUUGAAUGCCACAAGGCAAGAAUGGCAUUUCAAAUAUAAGGCCUGCCACUGAGUUUUGGUAAUCACCUUGCUUCUUAGCUUUUUCAUCUCUGAUUUCUUUGGAAACAAGUUCCUUUGCAAACCUACUGGAUGAAAAGGCAGAUGGCAACAAACUACUGUGUGCAAGCAAAUAUACUACACCCAUGAGACAAUCCUGAAAAAAAUUUCUUGAUUUGGAGGAGUAGUAGAGAUGAGAACCUGAUCGUUCUGCAUUAAACUUCUGCAAGUAUGAAGGAUGUUGUAAUAGGUAAUCUGCCACCUCAAUCAGCUUUUGGUGGCUGUGAUGAGGCAUUAUAUAGUCAUUAAGGUGUUCCUUUUAGCUGGAGGCAUGUCUUAAAGAGGGGACAUAAGCAGCAUUUUGGGGGGAAAAAGAACUAACAUGUUCGCAUCCAGAAAUAAAUUUCUCGUGCAAUUUUAACGAGGGCAAUCCUUGUAGAGUUCAGGUUGAGAUGUUAUUCAGGUACCAAUUCCAAAUACGAGAUUAGGACUACUGUCAACAAGUGGGAAUUAGGGUAAUCGUUGUAUUCAGCAAGUUCUCCAAGAAAGUUAAAGGCAAAGCUAACAGGUAAUAAUUAAUCUCCAAUUAAAUUUUCACUAUAUCUCCUUGAAAGAUUUACAUUUUAAAUAUUUAACUAUUUUUUCAGCUUUGUUGAUUUAAUUUUGUUACUUGUGAAGUUUGAGUUUGGUUGGGUGCUAUGCAUUACUUUUUUUAACCAUCUUUUUCUUGGUGACAUAUGUUCUAUUCCUAUUUAUUUAUUUAUUAUUAUUUGCCUUAAUAUUGGUAAGAUUAUAAUUUUUUAGAUGGAAUACUAUGUUGCGUGCGUAUAUCUGAAAAUUACAGUAGCUAUGUAUUUUUUUUUUUUUUUUUUGGUUAAUCAAUGUGACUAUUCUAUGUCAAUACAUCAGGGAGAAUAGUUUCAACUAGAUACACGCACGGGCACUUUUGAAUCAUUUUUGCAAUGAAGGGCUGAACAUACAUGUACAUGCUCUAUUCAGUUAGAUUUGAUAUAAUAAGUUUAAACAUUAGAAAGAAUAUGACUAUUUUUUUUUCUACUCCGGUCAAUAUCUCUAGAAUUUUACUUUAUUUUUCAAUUCAUAAUAUGCAUAUAUUGCUUUCAGUUUCUUAAACUUCCUUUAUUUUAGCCACUAGCACUUGAUGUUUUCAGUAUCUUGAAGGUUCCUAAUUUUUUGUUUCAUUUUGUUUCCUUUUGUAAUUCCUUCAAUUGUUAGAAUGUCCUUAUCCAAAUUUAAGUUUAAUGAUUCCUUUGAUAUUAUAUAUAUUUAUAUGCAGUAGCUUUUUAUAUUGGUCUGUUUUGGCUAAGAAAAUGUGUUGUGUGUAUCUUCGGUUUUGUUUUAUAAAUGUUGCACAUUCAAAUUUCAAUACACUCUAUAUCUCUCUCUCUCCCAAUAUAUGUGUGUUUGGUUAUAUAUAUAUAAAACAAGUAACUUGAAAUUUUAGGAUCAAACUGAAAAACAAGUCAAAAUUAAGAUGAUGGAUAAAGAAUGGGUGCACAUUACCGGCAGGUUUUUUUUUUCCCCCUUUUAAUUUAGGCAUUGAUAAAUAAAUAUUAAAUGUAUUGGGUACCUACUUUUUUGUAUGUAUGAAACUUUGUGCUUUCAUUUGUAGAGUUUCAAUUGAAUAUAGAAAUAGAGCAAGAAACUUUGCAAAUAUGGCUCAAGCUAAUGCGGGUAAUCCAGAAAAGAUCAUAUGCCCAUGCAGACUUUGUGGAAACCUACGUCGUCAACAUUUUGAUAUAGUAUUUGCGCAUUUGGUGAUUGAGGGAAUGGAUCCUACAUACACUACAUGGGUUUUUCAUGGGGAAAAUCCUGCUACAUUUAUACAUAGUGAAGGUGAUGAAAAUGAUAUGGAUCCACCAGAGGCAUAUGAAAUGUAUAGAGAUGCGUAUUUUGAUAGUGAUAAUGAUGAUGUUGCGGAUCCUAUGUAUGAAAGAAGAGAGGUAGAGUUCAAAAAGUCAUUGAUGGAAGCUGAAACUCCUUUGUUUCCUGGUUGCACAAAACACUUGAUUUCUGCCAUUAUUAUAUUAUACAAGCACAAAGCCGCUCAUAAUCUAUUGUACACCGGUUUUGAUGAGCUUCUUAAAAUUGUUCGGGACUUUCUCCCUGAUAAUAGUACGCUUCCCAAUGGCACCUAUGAAACAAAAAAGCUAUUGAAAACUUUCAAUUUGGGGUACGAAAAGAUAGAUGCAUGUAUUAAUGACUGUGGUUUAUUCAGAAAAGAUUUUGAAAACUUGGAUAGGUGUCCAAAAUGUGGUGCUUCGCGUUGGAAAGUUAGUGAUCGCAGUAAAAAAAUUCGAAUUGGUAUUCCAGCCAAGGUUUUACGAUACUUUCCAAUAAUACCUAGACUAAGGAGAAUGUUUAGGUUAACUGAAAAGGCUAAACAAUUACUGUGGCAUUCUACUCACAAAAGCAGGGAUGGCAAGAUGCGGCACCCAGUAGAUUCCCUUGCAUGGGAUAAAAUAAAUAAAAAUUGGCCCGAUUUUGCGUCAGAACCUCGCAAUUUAAGACUUGGGCUUUCUACAGAUGGCUUUAAUCCAUUUGGUGAUCUGAGCAGUAGGUAUAGUUGUUGGCCAGUGGACUUGGUCAUAUAACCUUCCCCCUUUGCUAUGUACGACAAAAGAAAAUAUGAUGUUGACAUUAUUAAUUCCAGGGCCAAAGCAACCAGGGAAUGACAUAGAUGUUUUCUUAGAGCCACUUAUAGAAAACUUGAAAGAGUUAUGGGAAAAAGGAGUGGAGAUAUAUGUUGCAUCUAAUAAGUCCAAUUUCAUUUUAAAGGCAAUUUUAAUGUGGACAAUUCAUGAUUUUCCAGCUUAUGGAAAUAUAUCUGGUCAUACAGUUAAGGGUAAAGUAGGUUGCCAGGUUUGUAGUGUUGACACGACUUCAUUGCGUUUAAAGCAUUGUAAAAAGCAUGUAUACCCUGGCCAUCGUCGAUUUCUUGCACAUGGUCACCCAUUUCGAAAGAAAAAAGCUUGGUUUAAUGGAAAAGAAGACUGGAGUAGGAAACCUAAAAUUUUAUCCGGUUUGAAAAGUUUACAUGCAGUUAAAAAUUAUGAAAACAGUUGGGGAAAGGAUGAGAAGAAUAAAAAGGCGACUGAUACAACUUCUAUUAAACCAUGGAAGAAGAAGUCGAUAUUUUUUUAGUUACCAUAUUGGGAGGUCAGUAAUUGUUAAUAAACUAAUUUCAUAUGUAUAGAUAUAUAUUCAUUCUUUACUUAUAAAGUUAUUACACAUAAAUUUUAUUAUUCAUAUAAUUGUUAUUUUAGGUAUUACCUGUGCGUCAUAAUCUUGACGUAAUGCACAUUGAGAAAAAUGUUUGUGAGAGCAUUAUUGGCACUUUGUUGAACAUAAAGGGAAAAUCAAAGGAUGGACUUAACUCUCGCAUGGAUUUGGAAAAAAUGGGCAUUAGAGAUGAGUUGCAUCCAAAGAAGAUUGGAGAAAAAUAUUACUUACCGGCAGCACCACAUACAUUAUCGAAUGUAGAAAAGUAACGUUUUUGUAAGAGGUUGCAUGACUUAAAAUUACCUGAUGGUUACAGCUCUAACAUUGGGAAGUGUGUAUCAUUAGCUGAAUGGAAGAUUAUAGGCCUGAAGUCCCACGAUUGCCACAUUUUAAUGCAACAAUUGCUACCAGUAGCACUACGGGGUCUUUUACCAAAGGGGCCAAGGAAUGCAGUAUUUCGACUAUGCGCAUACUUUAAUGAAAUUUGUCAAAAGGUUAUUGAUAAAAACACUUUAGAAAGAUGUGAAAAUGAUAUUGCAGAGACUUUAUGUUUGCUUGAAAGGUUCUUUCCUCCAUCUUUCUUUGACAUUAUGGUUCACUUGACUAUUCAUCUCACGCGGGAAGCUCGCAUAUGUGGACCAGUACAAUAUCGUUGGAUGUAUUCAUUCGAGAGGUAGUCACUAAUCAGAUUUUUAUUUCUAGUUAAUUGAUUAGAUAUAUAUAUUUGCUAUGAAACAUUUAAUGUAUUUAUCUAUAUUCCAUUUCUCUUUAUAAAAUAGGAAUCGUUAAUGAUUUUAUUCUUCUAUUUUAGAAAUAUGAAGGUUUUGAAAGGAUACGUUAAGUAUCGAUCAAAACCUGAAGGAUGUAUAGCAGAACGUUAUAUGGCAGAAGAAUGUGUUCAGUUUUGCAGUGAGUACAUGCAAAAAGCAGCUGAAAUAGGCGUUCAUCAUUCUUGUAAUGAGGACCUUGAAAGUGAAACAACAAUAGAAGGGCGUCCAAUUUCAAAAGGAAAUCUAAAAACCAUGCAUACUGGCAUGUUAGAAAUCGCUCAUCGAUAUAUAUUAUUCAAUGACAGUGAAGUGGAACCAUAUAUAGAAAAGCAUUUGGAGGAGCUUAUGGCUUCAGAUAGGCGUUUUUCAAGGAAUGGAAACUUGUUGCAGAGAAGACAUAUGGAAACUUUUAUUGUAUGGUUUGCAAACGAAAUCAAUGGAAGUAGUAGCAGGUCAGAAAGACUAAAGUUUCUUGCAAAAGGUCCAAGAAAAGAUUUCCUGUCUUAUUCUGGUUAUGUUAUAAAUGGACAGUGGUUUCGCACCAUAGAUGUUGUAAGAACUACACAAAAUAGUGGUGUAGCCGUUGAAGCUGAAACCAUGUGCCGAUCUAGUGCAAAAGACACAAGUCAAGUUGUUGGAAAAAUAUCGUACUAUGGGGUUCUAAGAGAUAUAGUUUUGUUAGACUUCUACACAUUUAAAGUACCAUUGUUUUAUUGUGAUUGGGCAAACAUUAGGAAUGGUGUCAAAGUCGAAGAUGGACAUACAUUGGUUAAGCUCCCUGAGGGACAAAGCCAAUUUGAAAAAGAUCCUUUUAUUCUUGCAUCACAGGCUAAACAAGUGUUUUAUUCAAGGGAUACUGAAACAUCAAUUUGGUAUGUUGUACUUAAAGCACCACCAAGAGGUUUUCUUGAGUUCGAAAAUUUGGAAGAGGAUGCUUAUGUGUCGUAUGAACCAUCGGAUGUAUCAAGACUUGAUUCAGUUGUGAACGAUGAGGAUGAACAUUAUGAAUGGUUGGAUUGUGAGGGCAUGGUAGUGUGAUGGAAUGAUACCUGUCUGCUGUAAUAAUUUGGGUUACAUCAUUUUUAGUCUAGUCUGUUCAUGUAUAUAUAAUAUUUCUUCAAUUUUAUAAGUUUUUGUAAGUUCAAAUCACUAUGCCCUGUUCACUAAACUUCUUUAAUCUGGUUGGUAUUCAUUCUCCUCUUCUUUAAUAUUUUAUUGUUUUCUUCUUUUUCUCCUUUUUCUAUGUGAAUAUGUGAUCAUCCUUUGAAAUAUUUGUUUGGGUUGUUCAAUAUUUCCCUUUUAUUUCUUCUUCUUCUACAUCUUCUUCUUUUACCUUUUUUCCUUUCUUUUCUUUCUUUUGGGUUAUUUGAUUGUUUUUCAGAUAGUUUUAUCUGAUCAGAUCUACAUUUUGGUUUUUCUUUUACCCAUUGUGGCCUUGCAUUUGAAGAUUAAUGGGUCCUACUGAAUCAUCUAAACAAGGUGAUAAAAGAGGAAAGAAACAGCAACAAGCUAUAAUAGCUUCUAUGAUGCGCCAAGGGAAGGAAAGGCUAAACAUAUAAGAAGGGGGGUCCAAUUCGCCACCCACACGACCUAUUGAGGGAGUUGGUAGUGCUUCACUCGUAGAUAGAGGUAGCCCUUCACCUAAUGAAAACACAAUGAAUCCUCGUAAGCGAAAGGGGAGAGUCAAGGCAAAGUUGGAAAAUUUUACCAAUGAUAAACUUCUAGUUACAUUUAACGACAUUGGACAACCACUUGGGAAUAAUGGAACUAGGCUUAGUUCUUAUCUUGGAGCUCUAGUGAGGGAGAUGGUUCCAGCUACAUUACCAGGUUGGAAAAAGCUAUCAGAUAAUGACAUUCAGAUGUUAUGGGCUGCUAUAAAGCAAAAAUUUGUUAUAGAAGAUUCUCGUAUGAAAGAUACAUUUCAGUCAAUGGGAAAUAUGCGGCGUGUUUAUAGAACAAAAGUAAUAAACGAUGUAAGAGAUGUGGCUCGAAAUGGUAACUCUGCACGUGCCAUCCCCCUCUUAAAGCCUGACAAUGUUAAGUCAAUGGAAGAGAGGGAUCAAUUUGUUACAAAACAAUGUUCUCUACAAUCUAUUGUAACUUCGCAUUAGAAUAACUUUUGAAAUUUAUAUUUUAUGCUAGAUUAAACUUCUUGUUUUACAGGAAAGAAGCAAAGAAUUCAAAGACAUGAGAGCUAAGCAAACGAUGCCACACACAACAAGCCGCAAGGGAUUUGCUCGCAUGAAAGAUGAAAUGUCACAGCGUGGUAUUGCAACGGCUCCAACUAAUGCCACCUCUAGUGUUCCGCAUACGGAAAAUAUUGAUAGACCAGAAUGUGAAUUGCUACAUUGGUGUGGGACUGGAGAAGUAGUUGCUGACGGAGAAAUUGCAUCAAAGGAUCCUGGUGAAACCGUAGAUAAUAUACCCCUUGGACCAGAUUGUUGGAAGGUUUGGGUCAACCAUAUGCGUAUUCAUGAGGUACCCCUAUACAGGCCAACGCACAACUACUUUGACCUUGAAGAUGCUUAUGGAAAAGCGAUUGCAUGGCCUAUUAAAUUUAUAAAGACAAAUUAGUCGCUUUUGAGGUAAAAACAGCAAUGGCUUGUAUAAUUAAGGGUGCAUGAAAGCAGUGUAACCGGAAAUGGAGCAUUAACACACAUACCAUUUCCGUAAAUUUGUGCAACUGUUUAUCUGUCAAUCCCAGUUCUGCACAUGCUUCGGUGCACUGUUUCUGGACCAUUCAAUGCUUGGAUCGAUAUGAAUUUGCUUUCCAUUGCUCGUAAAUUGGUAUAUUUUCGAUUUAAAGGUGUUGCAUUUACGGAGAAGCUCUCUAAAGGAUAAACCAUUCAAGUUUUCAUUUUCAACACUCGAUGAUGUUAUCAACCAAUCCUUUUACGACUUUAUAACAUUUUUCUUGUAAAUUCUUAGUCCCCCGAGUUUACAGACCAAGUGGACAAGAUGACAAUGACGAAGUUAACGUGAAAGAAAUGUCUGGGAACGUAUGGAAACAUUUCAUUGUCAUUUGAUGAGCUCUUGAUUGAUUAUGUUGAUUUUUACAACACAAAAUGUUUAUAUGAUCAAUUACAGGAUGUUGU
Messenger RNA from Cornus florida, 11057 nucleotides. RefSeq names its product pentatricopeptide repeat-containing protein At4g02750-like. The record is from RefSeq and is a predicted model, not a curated record. Gene Ontology annotation, molecular function: zinc ion binding; RNA binding; protein binding. The transcript is spliced from 9 exons. NCBI's taxonomy places the organism in Eukaryota, Viridiplantae, Streptophyta, Magnoliopsida, Cornales, Cornaceae. Gene Ontology annotation, biological process: RNA modification. Bases 833 to 3586 code for a protein of 917 amino acids.